AUGUUAACGAUUAUAUUUGACAUAAUUCAAUACAUAUUGACCUCACUGAUAUUGAUAAGUGUAACCGGACUUAUAAUAUAUUUUGUAAAAUUUAAACAUAUGAUUGAUGUGACUCGCAAUAUACCUAGUCCACCUUCAACGCCCAUAUUAGGACACAGUUUAAUAUUUAAUCGUUUGCAGCCACAUGAACAUGCCGAAUUUUAUUUGAAUUUAGUUGCUACGUAUGGUAAAACUUUUAAAUUUUUGUUGGGCCCAAAACUAUUUAUCGUCCUAACGGAGCCAAAUGAUGUCGAAGUGAUACUCAACGAUAUCCGUUUUAUUGAAAAAUCGGAAGUUUAUUCUGUACUGGAACCAUGGUUUAAAGAGGGGCUUAUGAAUAGCCCCGGACAUAAAUGGCAAAAACGUAGAAAAAUAUUGACGCAAGCUUUUCACUUUCGUAUUUUAAAGGAAUUUGUGGAAAUAUUUGAUCAACAGUCGCGAAUAUUUGUGGAGAAUCUUUGGAAAGAAUAUCAACGGCAGGGAGAUGAUGGAAUUGAUUUACAUAAAUGGUUAGAUAUGUGGGCAUUGGAUGUGUUGUGUGAAUCUUCAAUGGGUGUCUCAAUAAAUGCCCAGACGAAAGCCGGUUGUGAAUAUCUUCGAGCUGUAAAAAUCAUGUCAAAAAUAACCUACAAACGUAUUGUGGAUAUACGAUAUUUCUUCAAUGCAUAUUUUCGCUUUACACGUCUAUAUCAGGAGAGUAAAGAAGCAUUAAGUAUUUUACGGAAAUUUACCGAGGAUGUAAUCAAAAAAAGACGUCUUGAAAUUUCCAAACACUCCAAACCCAAGGAUCAAACAGAUGACCCUUUUGAAAACAACAAACCGAAGCUUGUCUUCUUGGAUACCCUGUUGACAGCUCAACAGGAUGGCAAACCCCUUACCAAUGAAGAUAUACACGAAGAAGUAAACUCCAUAAUGUUUGGUGGUCAUGAUUCGACAUCACUCACGUUGCUAUUUCUUUACUAUAAUUUAUCGCGAAAUCCCCAGUGUCAGAAGAAAUGCUAUGAAGAAAUUCUGGAGGUUAUGGGUGAUAAAGAUGGUAACGUCAGUUACGAAAGCCUAAAUAGUUUGAAUUAUAUGGAUAAAUGUAUCAAAGAGACAUUGAGGAUAUUUCCAGCGGUGCCAUUGAUUGCUCGGCAAGCCAGGGAGGAAUGUGAAAUAAAUGGCAAGAUGAUUCCCUCAGGAGCCACAAUUGUUAUACCCAAUCUUGUAAUGGGUCGCCAGGAAGAUAUUUUCCCUAAUGCAUUGGAAUUUAAACCGGAACGUUUUAAUGUUGAUGAAAAUUCUCCAAAAUUGCAUCCUUAUGCCAGUAUACCAUUUUCGGCAGGACCUCGCAAUUGCCUGGGCUAUAAAUAUGCAAUGCUGGAAAUGAAAACAAUUUUGGUUAAAUCUUUGCGCCACUUUGAAUUUGAAUGUCUUGGUGAUAAAAUUGAAAAUAUUCAAGUUAUACCAGAAUUAGUAUUAAGACCAAGAGAAACUUUGAGAUUUAAAAUUAAACCGAGGGUCAAGAAAAUUAUCGAUUAA
Messenger RNA from Musca vetustissima, 1560 nucleotides. Its product is annotated as cytochrome P450 4d1-like. Gene Ontology annotation, molecular function: monooxygenase activity; oxidoreductase activity, acting on paired donors, with incorporation or reduction of molecular oxygen; iron ion binding. The transcript has 4 exons. NCBI's taxonomy places the organism in Eukaryota, Metazoa, Arthropoda, Insecta, Diptera, Muscidae. The coding region runs from base 1 to 1560 and encodes 519 amino acids. The record is from RefSeq and is a predicted model, not a curated record.